AUGGCAGAAUAAUUUAAUGCAUCCCUCAUUUAAUAAUCAGAAGAGAUUAUUUAAUUGAAAAAAGAAGAAUUCUUAUAAUUCUUCGAUAAGUAAGGUUAUAAACCAAACUCUGUUUUUGAUGAUUAACUUUGGUUUCUUCCUGAAAUCAAUAAGGCUUAUGAUCAUAUUUUAUGGAUAAUUAUUAAUGAUACCAUAGGUUAUGAUUAUAAUAAAGACGAACAUGUAGGAUUCUAUAUUUUAGAUAGUUCGAAACAGAUCAAACGAUUGAAACUUUUGUUCAAAGGUUAUUAGAUGAAGUUAAAAUGAUACAUCUAAAGAUAGUUGAUUUUAAAAAUAAUAUGGAUUAUAUUAAAGAUGAAAUAGUUAAUUUAGAAAAGUUUACAAAGAUAAUUGAGAUUAGUAAGAAUUAAUCAAUACUAUGAUAGACAAAACAGAAUAUAAUUAAGAAAAUGCUUUUGUAAUAUCAUAUGUAGAUGAAAUAAAUUAAAUAAAUGAGAUAGGAAAAGUAAAUUAUAUUUUAGAUUAAAGUUUUACCAACUCAACUAUAAGAUUGGCACAAUCAAUUAGAAUUAUUAAUUAUUAUACCCAGAGAAUUCAAAUAGAUCAACUUGUAUUUCUAAUGAUAACAUAAUUGACUAAAUCAUUAUUGUAGUGAUGGGAAAGAGAUUAAAAAAUAAAAUAGGAGAUUCCAAAACUUAGAAAGAAGAUUAUAAAGAAUUAGCCUAAAUAAAAAUAUCUAUUUAAGAUAUCUAUCAAUUAAUAAAGGCUAGACAUUUUGCACUACCAACAAUUCCCCAAUGCUAUUUAGCUGUUAAUUAUUAAGAUUAAAGUUUAGAUGCUCCUUAUUGUGAAAAUGUAACAAUAAAUUUACGUUUUGAUUUAAGACUCUCUUAUUUAAAUAGAAUUCAAAUAAUAAAAGAAUAAAAACAACAUAAAUCUGAACUUUUAUAAGUAAGAAAAAAAAUUAAUCUUUAUUAGAGAUUUGAAGAAAAAUUAGAAAAACAUUUAGGUUUAAUGUAAUAAUUACUAUCUCCAUUUAAAUCUGAACCUAAAUUACAUUAUGUUCCAGCUUAAGGAAUAGGUUUAUAAUCAGAUUUUCAGAAUGAUAAUAUACAAUAAAAUGAAAAAAAUAAUGAGGAAAUUAAACCUUCAAAAGAUAGAGAUUCCUGCUGCUUUAUAUAUUGA
Messenger RNA from Paramecium sonneborni, 1185 nucleotides. Lineage: Eukaryota; Ciliophora; Oligohymenophorea; Peniculida; Parameciidae. The record is from the annotation of a GenBank genome assembly.